GAGGUGUGGAUACCCUCGGUGUUUGCGUGCUCCUUCCUAGUCCAGUGUGAUUUUCUGAAAUGGAAUGAGGCAGAACAGUCAUCACCCUUUGGUGUGCAGACCUGAGAGAAGCCUGGGAUGGUCUUGAGUGCAUGUUACUAGAAUCCAGUUGCGACGAUGAGUUCAGACGAGAAGGGCGUGUCCCCUGCUCAUAAAACAUCCACACCAACCCACAGAAGUGCCUCCUCUUCAGUAUCCUCCCAGAGGGACAGUAGGCAGAGCAUCCACAUAUUGGAAAGAACUGCUUCCACUGGUACUGAGCCUUCGGCAAGCCGGCAGCUGCUAGAACCAGAACCAGUCCCCCUGUCCAAGGAAGCUGACAGCUGGGAAAUUAUAGAAGGGCUGAAAAUAGGCCAAACCAAUGUCCAGAAACCAGACAAACAUGAAGGCUUUAUGCUGAAGAAAAGAAAAUGGCCUUUAAAAGGCUGGCACAAGCGGUUUUUUGUCCUGGAUAAUGGAAUGUUAAAGUAUUCAAAGGCACCACUGGAUAUUCAAAAAGGGAAGGUGCAUGGGAGCAUUGAUGUCGGCCUCUCAGUCAUGUCCAUUAAAAAGAAAGCUCGAAGAAUAGACCUGGACACAGAGGAGCACAUCUAUCAUUUGAAGGUGAAGUCCCAGGACUGGUUUGAUGCGUGGGUUUCCAAACUGCGCCAUCAUCGGUUGUAUCGUCAGAAUGAAAUUGUGAGGUCACCCCGAGAUGCAAGUUUUCACAUAUUUCCAUCCACUUCCACAGCUGAGUCCUCUCCAGCGGCUAACGUUUCCGUUGUGGAUGGGAAGAUGCAGCCUAACAGUUUUCCCUGGCAGUCACCUCUUCCGUGCAGCAACAGCCUCCCUUCUACCUGCACAACCGGCCAGAGUAAAGUGGCAGCCUGGUUACAAGACUCAGAGGAAAUGGACAGGUGUGCGGAAGAUCUUGCUCAUUGCCAGUCCAACCUUGUGGAACUUAGCAAGCUCCUGCAAAAUUUGGAAAUACUUCAGAGAACUCAGUCUGCACCUAACUUUACCGACAUGCAGGCUAACUGUGUAGAUAUUUCAAAGAAAGACAAGCGGGUUACAAGACGAUGGAGAACAAAAAGUGUCAGCAAAGAUACAAAAAUACAACUACAGGAAGGGACACCUGCGAAGGGCCAGUUCAGCACAACUCGGCGCCGACAGAGGCUAGCAGCAGCUGUGGCUACAACAGUUCCUUUCAGCGCUACCAUGUCACCUGUGCGCUUGCAUUCCUCCAACCCCAAUCUUUGUGCAGAUAUUGAAUUUCAGACGCCCCCCAGCCACCUCACUGACCCUCUGGAAAGUUCAACAGAUUACACAAAGCUGCAGGAGGAGUUUUGUCUAAUUGCACAGAAAGUGCACUCCCUUUUGAAGUCUGCGUUUAAUAGCAUAGCUAUAGAGAAAGAGAAGCUGAAGCAGAUGGUUGCUGAGCAGGACCACAGCACUGGCCACAGCUCGCAGAUGGCCCGGCUCCGACAGUCACUGUCACAGGCACUGAACCAGAAUGCUGAACUGAGGAGUCGCUUGAACAGAAUACAUUCAGAGUCCAUCAUUUGUGAUCAGGUUGUCAGUGUAAAUAUUAUUCCUAGCCCUGAUGAGGGUGGUGAGCAAAUCCAUGUCAGUCUGCCCCUGUCACAGCAAGUAGCCAAUGAGAGCCGCCUCUCCAUGUCAGAGUCUGUGUCGGAGUUCUUCGAUGCCCAAGAGGUGCUCCUCUCUGCCAGCUCAUCAGAGAAUGAGGCUUCAGAUGACGAGUCAUACAUCAGUGAUGUGAGCGACAACAUCUCUGAAGACAACACCAGUGUGGCGGACAAUAUAUCCAGGCAAAUCUUGAAUGGGGAGCUCACGGGAGGAGCUUUCCGAAACGGACGUCGAACAUGCCUACCAGCUCCGUGUCCUGACACCAGUAACAUUAACCUGUGGAAUAUCUUGAGAAACAACAUUGGCAAAGACCUGUCUAAAGUCUCCAUGCCUGUGGAGCUGAAUGAGCCCCUCAACACUCUACAGCAUCUGUGCGAGGAGAUUGAGUACAGCGAGCUCCUGGACAAGGCGUCGGAGACGGAUGAUCCAUAUGAGCGCAUGGUUCUCGUUGCUGCAUUUGCAGUUUCAGGAUAUUGCUCCACCUAUUUCAGAGCAGGAAGUAAGCCAUUCAACCCAGUCCUUGGGGAGACUUACGAGUGCAUUAGGGAAGACAAGGGAUUCCGAUUUUUCUCAGAACAGGUUAGCCAUCAUCCACCCAUUUCUGCCUGUCACUGUGAAUCAAAGAAUUUUGUGUUUUGGCAAGAUAUCAGAUGGAAAAACAAGUUCUGGGGAAAGUCGAUGGAAAUCCUGCCUGUGGGGACACUGAAUGUCAUGCUCCCAAAGUAUGGAGACUAUUAUGUGUGGAAUAAAGUCACCACCUGUAUACACAACAUCCUCAGUGGGAGAAGAUGGAUAGAACACUAUGGAGAAAUAACCAUUAGAAAUACCAAAAGCAGUGUUUGCAUUUGCAAACUUACAUUUGUCAAGGUGAAUUACUGGAACUCUAACGUGAAUGAAGUCCAGGGAGUCGUGAUGGAUCAAGAGGGGAAGGUGGUACAUCGGCUCUUUGGGAAGUGGCACGAAGGACUCUACUGCGGUGUGGCCCCCUCUGCCAAGUGCAUCUGGAGACCUGGUUCCAUGCCAACCAACUACGAGCUCUACUAUGGCUUCACAAGGUUUGCCAUUGAACUUAAUGAGUUAGAUCCUGUACUGAAAGAGCUCCUCCCACCAACAGAUGCCCGAUUCCGGCCAGAUCAAAGAUUUUUGGAAGAAGGAAAUUUAGAAGCUGCUGCAGCAGAGAAGCAAAGAGUAGAAGAACUCCAGAGAUCUCGGAGACGAUACAUGGAAGAAAACAACCUCGAACACAUACCAAAAUUUUUUAAAAAAGUUAUUGAUGCCAAUCAAAGAGAAGCCUGGGUAUCUAACGACACCUACUGGGAGCUCCGAAAGGACCCUGGGUUUAGUAAAGUCGACAGUCCUGUUCUUUGGUAAACUGGGAACCUAGAGAUAGCCAACAUAUCACACUCUGAAUGAAUGAAUAAAUAACUAUGCACAAUUAUGUUUCUUAUAGCUACACGUGGUUUCUGGGUCGACUGAAAACCUACCAUUUGCUUUUCUAUUUCAUCUUUAUAAUGGAUUUUCAGAAGUGCAUUAGACAAGGCCCCUAACCACAUUUGGAUCCUUUCAGUUUUGCUGCAACCAUAUUCCUUAAAAAUAAAUAAAUAAAUAAAACAUCCACACCCUCCUUGGAAAGCAGAAUAAAAGGAGCAGGAUUUAAAACGCAAAGCCUGAAGAGUUUGUCAUGGAAAACAAACUGUAACUGGUGCUUAAAGCUGAUCAAGGGAGUUAAAACAACAUAGACCACGAGUUGGGUCCAUCGCCUGAAAGCACCGUCCCCCUCGUCUAUCGUAGGAGCUCCUGGGCCGCAGUGAUGGGUUAGCUCAGACUUCAGGCGUGUCUGUCAAUGUGACGUGCUUGUGCUGGCCUUGUCAAAGAAGACGUGAUGCUUCUCGGAGCCUGCCCCAUCUGUAUGCCAUCGUUCAUGCCUUAAGAAAUGCAAAUAUGUACAAUAAAUCAUUUUUAAAUGUGUGCCCAUA
This is a messenger RNA of Ochotona curzoniae (black-lipped pika), 3641 nucleotides long. RefSeq names its product oxysterol binding protein like 6 (gene OSBPL6). Gene Ontology annotation, molecular function: cholesterol binding. Gene Ontology annotation, cellular component: perinuclear endoplasmic reticulum; cytosol; plasma membrane. The record is from RefSeq and is a predicted model, not a curated record. The transcript is spliced from 24 exons. NCBI's taxonomy places the organism in Eukaryota, Metazoa, Chordata, Mammalia, Lagomorpha, Ochotonidae. The coding region runs from base 157 to 3036 and encodes 959 amino acids.